Messenger RNA from Linum trigynum, 2742 nucleotides. Lineage: Eukaryota; Viridiplantae; Streptophyta; Magnoliopsida; Malpighiales; Linaceae. The record is from the annotation of a GenBank genome assembly.
GGAGGAGAAGGAAGCAAACAGAAUGCUGUGGUCAUGGUAGGGGAUUGGCGGCGGGAGAGGUCGAGAGCUGGUGGGAAAUUCUUUUCAAAGCCUCCUCCACCUGCGAAUUCAAAUAACCCAAACAGCAACUGUGAAGUCGGCGACGGGAGCACCCCUUGCUGUUGCUGUUGCUGUGAUACAAGGGGAGCCAGGGGCGAGAAUCCAGAGAAGUGCUUGUUAUUAGGAUCCAAAUAAGGGAGGGAGGGAGUUGUGGAGGUAGCACUGCACAUGUAAGCGGAGACUGGUGACUCGGCGGCCACGUGGACUGCCGGUAAGAGAGACAGGGGAGUGGGAGGGCGGUGUGGUUUCUGCUCUGCAUCCCUAAUUCCCUAUUCGUGCUGGUUUUUCAAGAGCUAACGAAAACAUUCGCUUGGCAUUUUUUUUUAUAUAGAAAGGCGGUGGCUCAGGGCGGCCUAACUCGUAUUAACAACUAACUAACGGGAAACUCUCAUAACAUACGUUUGACUUUGACACAACAUUCGCUGUCAUUCCGGCAAUGAGCUCUUCCGUUCUCAAACUUCUUCUCAAUUUACUCGAAUUCUCUCAUCUGCACAAAUCCCUCAACUUUAUUCGACAGUGUCACUCUCGCAUUUACCCUCUUGGCUUCGCCCAGAACCCGUUCUUGGCAACCAAACUCAUCUCCCUGUAUGCUCUCUGUGGCCUCCCAACUCAGUCACAACUCGUUUUUGGUUUGCUCCCAGACAGGAGCGUGUUCCUCUGGAACGCAAUUAUCAACGCGUACGUGAAAAAUCGAGCUUAUGGCCAGUCUUUUGCUUUGUUCUGCGAGAUGUGUCGUGGCUCUGUGUCGCCUGAUGAUUACACCUUGGCAACGAUGUCGAAAGCGUAUGGGGAAUCAAGAGACUUGUAUGCGGGGAAAAUGAUUCAUGGGAAGACUAUGAGAAUUGGGUUUGUCUGUUGUACCGUUGUAGCAAAUUCUCUUAUGUCCAUGUAUAGUAAAUGUGGGGAGCGCAAAGAAUGCUUGAAACUGUUCGAUGAAAUGCCGCUGAGAAAUGUGACUUCUUGGAACAUUAUUAUAGCUGGGCAUGCAGACCAAGAAAAAGGUAGUUUGGUGCAGGAGAUGUCUCGUGUGGUCAAAGAUAUGGAGAAUGAGGGAUUAAAGCCUGAUGCAUUUACAGUGUCUAGUCUUCUGGGUUUGUGCUAUGAUGAUCACUGCAGCCUGGACUAUGGGAGGGAACUUCAUGGGUAUCUAUUACGGAACGAAUUGGGUAGCAGCCUGGCUUCAGAUGCUCAUCUGGGCUGUUGCUUAAUUGACAUGUAUUCAAGGAGCAACAGAGUUGAUAUAGGGAGAGGGGUGUUUGAUGAAAUGAAGAAUCGGAAUGUUCAUUCUUGGACCGCACUGAUCAAUGGUUAUAUGUUAAAUGGAAAGGUGGAAGAAGCUUUAUGUCUUUUGCGUCACAUGCAGGUCGGAGAUGGAUUAGAACCUAAUAGUGUAUCGCUUUUGAGUGUUCUUCCAGCUGGUAGCUCACUUGCUGGUUCAAGUUUUGGGAGACAAAUCCAUGGAUAUGCGAUUAGAAAGCAAUUAAAUUAUGAUGUUUCUUUAGGCAAUGCUUUGCUGGACAUGUAUUUGAAAUGUGGGAGCUUGAGUUACGCAAGACGAAUCUUUGAUGAUGUUUCUUUUCCUAGAGAUGCAAUCUCUUGGAGUUCAAUGAUUUCUGGGUAUGGGUUGCAUGGGAAAGGAGAAGAAGCUAUCUCCCUAUACUAUAAGAUGCUUCGUCAAGGAUCUAAACCAGACAUGAUAACCAUAGUUGGUAUUCUUUCUGCCUGUGGGAGGUCGGGGUUGGUAAAGGAGGGCCUUCAUCUCUAUUAUGCUGCUGUAUAUGAGUAUGGGCUGGAGCCAACAGUUGAGAUCUGUGCUUGUGUGGUUGAUAUGUUAGGAAGAUCAGGCCAGCUUGAUGAAGCACUAGAUUUCGUCAAGAAAAUGCCAAUAGAGCCUAGUCCAAGUGUUUGGGGAGCUCUUGUGAGUGCUUCCACAAUGCAUGGAAAUUCUGAGAUGCAGGAUCUAGCAUACCGAUCCCUUGCACAUUUGGAACCGGAAAACCCAUCAAAUUACAUCUCUCUUUCAAAUGUGCUUUCUUCUUCCAUGAGAUGGCAUGAGGUUGCUGCUAUCAGAACAAUGAUGAAAGAAAGGGGGUUACAAAAAACUCCAGGUUGCAGUUGGAUAAGCCUUAACAAUGGAACCCACAGUUUUUAUGCCGCUGAUAAGGUGAUCCCAUUUUUCAUUAAUGAUUGAAAGACUUCCUCAGGCGAGUCCGAACACCUUAACCACUUGGGUUACAACCUUGUUGGUUGACGAGGAUGAUUAUGGGUUGUUGAUUCCAAAAUGUCAGAAUCAGAAGCCUGAUACUGUGAUACUGGUGUGUAUUUGAGAGUGUAGAGGAUAAAAAGAAGAAAAGGAAGCAGAAGAAUGAAGAGACAACGGAUGCAAAUGUUCCGCAAAAUGGCUGCUGCUUCUUCAUGCUCUUGCUUCUGUAAUCCUCUUGGUUGGGGUCCUUCAUCCAUCACACUUGGCAAUGAAAGUUGAUGGACACCAUUGUCUUGUUUCACCGGGGCGGCAUAUGGUUGGUGGUUCACCAUUGUCCUGUUUAGCCCUAAAAAUAAAUUUGUACCAGAUUGAUUAUUCUCAAAGUAUUAGUUAUCUUUAUACGGUCAGAUCAAUAAUAACAAUUAAUGUACUAGAUUUUU